Epinephelus fuscoguttatus (brown-marbled grouper) is the source of this 2030-nucleotide messenger RNA. RefSeq lists its product as uncharacterized. Bases 163 to 1023 code for a protein of 286 amino acids. The record is from RefSeq and is a predicted model, not a curated record. The transcript has 4 exons. Lineage: Eukaryota; Metazoa; Chordata; Actinopteri; Perciformes; Serranidae.
CCUGAGAUAACAUUUGUUGAUGCCCAGGGACAGAACAUCAGUGCUGAAGACCCACAGAUUGAUGAAGAUUCCAGAACGCGGUGUUUCACAGCUACAAGGAGAGCGACUGUGCGGACUGCCAGCAGGGUCACCUGCAGAGUUCACCUGCCUGAAAUAAACGAGAUGAGGCACAAAGAGAUUCAUGUACCAGAUGGCUGCUUCAAGAGAACAGAGAGAGAGGGCACCUCCUGCACUGCAUUAAUUAUCAUUGCUGUUCUACUAACAACAGUUGUAACUGGAUCAAUCUCAUGUGCAUUAACUUCCCUCCUGUGGAAGAAAUGUGGCGACUCUGUGGGGAGAAGGAAAAUGCGGUUCUCACAGUCAUCACAACAGAGUUCAACACGCAGCAAUGCAGAGGGUCACAACACAAGAAACCAGGCUGAUCCCACUGGAAAUGCCACCACUGAGCACCUGAGAAGAAUCAGUGAACUGGAGUUGUCUCUUCGUGACAAAGAGGGAAUCAUCCGCCAACUAACUGAGGAACUCAAGGACCUUAGAUCUAUGCAGGGUCCUGUUGUGUGCCAGCAUGACCAACCUACGGUUGACAACAAUCCCUCCAAAUCCUCACCAGACGUCUCAAAACCCACUAACCUACUCCCAGACCAGUUUCCCCACGACGACAAUCCAAAACCAGCAGCCUUAAUCAGUAGCAAAAAUCCAAAAUCUGUGAAUUUACCCCAGAACAAAGAUUCAAAACCUGGCGUCGCAAUGCGAAUUCCAGCAUCCGGCCUACCGAUCCAAAGAGGCAGUCACAGACACAGCAGUCCUGCCCUUUUGACACAUGGCAGUGCUACGUUGCCAAGUGCUUCUUCAGCCUUGCCUUCGGAGGAAACGCACGUUGUCCGUUCGAUGAGUAUGUCUGAGUCUCGGCCUCGUCAAAACAGUUCCAAGAUCCAGCGAAGAUACACCACCUCAGCCAUGUCUUAUAACCGCUUUAAGGUUCUGGCAAAUUUGCCAGAAGAUGAUUCAGAGCCAUUGCUGUGAAUGAGAACAAAGAAAAACUGUGAUCCGUUGUUUUUGCGAGCGUAAGAAACUAAAAUUUGAGGUGAUCGACUCACAGCUGUAAGUUGGAUAGGAGUUUGGGUGGUUUUUGUAAGAGAAAAAAGUGACAUUACAGAUGUUUACAAAACUCUUGAUACUGAUGAGUUGCUGCUCAUUCAUCAGAUCUGAAAAGUGCAGCACAUCCUGUGAACCAAAGACCUGCUAGUGUGUAUAGAUGGAUGUAGACAUUUAAAACAAACAGUCUCUGCACACUUAAAGUGAUUCAGGUUUCUGGUCUUCAAACCUUGUGUGAUCCUAGAUUGAGAUCUAAAUUUCAAGUUCCACAUCAGCAACAUAAUGAAACUAGAAAAGCACUCAGAGAGAGCAGACCUCCGCCAAGUAGGUGAUAUUCCCUCCCCCUCUGCAUCAGAUUUUGCAGCCUGCAUCACAAUUAGGUUAUUUGCAUCACUAUCAUUAUUAGGUCAUAUAUGCCUUCACCAUGGAGGCACUGUGGUGUAUUUAUUUCGUUUUUAUUUUGUACCAACACAGAAUAUGGGUUUUUUGUAUUUUUCACUUUCUUUUUUUCCAACAUAGAACAUUAAUUUUAACUUUAGAAUUACAACAAUAUUUAGCAAGUAGAACAAGACGUGCUUUCCGGCCACCAGAUGGCGCUAUUUUCAUCGUCUUUUUAGAAAUUGGAAUUGCUGCUGAAGCUGUCAGAUGAUAGACUUUUUUAUUAUUUUAUCCACUUUGCUUCAACUGAUCACCACCAAUUUUAUCGUCUGUUCCUUGUCCCAUUAUCCACCUUUCCUUAAAAUUUCAUCAAAAUCCGUUCAUAACUUUCUGAGUUAUUUUGCAGACAAACAGACCAAUGCCGGUGAAAACAUAACCUCCUUGCGGAGGUAAAGAUUAUUUUUCUACCUAAGAAACAGCUGAAGUACAACCAUUUAAAAAUCAGAAAGAUGCUAAUUCAUGCCUUUAUUUCAAUCUGACUCGAUUACUGUGAUGCA